Messenger RNA from Eremothecium sinecaudum, 882 nucleotides. RefSeq names its product protein transporter YIF1 (gene YIF1). Gene Ontology annotation, biological process: endoplasmic reticulum to Golgi vesicle-mediated transport. The transcript has a single exon. Gene Ontology annotation, cellular component: endoplasmic reticulum-Golgi intermediate compartment; endoplasmic reticulum membrane; COPII-coated ER to Golgi transport vesicle. Bases 1 to 882 code for a protein of 293 amino acids. Lineage: Eukaryota; Fungi; Ascomycota; Saccharomycetes; Saccharomycetales; Saccharomycetaceae. The record is from RefSeq and is a predicted model, not a curated record.
AUGUCGUACAACCCCUACUACCUGCAGCAGGAUUCUACACAUGAGCGUUCUAACCAGGCCCAAAAUGCUCCGAAUUACGCCGACCAACAGCGCUAUCAGCAGUUCCCACAACAGCAACAACCACAGCAGAAUAAUUUGCGCGGCUUUACAGACACACGCGCAAGUAUGGCAUUUCAAUUUGGUCAGAGCGCCUUAAAUCAGUUCAUUGGCUCGGAUAAUUUUAAUCAGCUUCAGGAGACAGUUCAGCGUGCUACCGGUGCAAACCACCUCUCUCAUUAUUUCCAGGUCUCGAACUCGUACGUCUUUCAAAAACUCAAAAUUGUGCUAAUUCCAAUGCUUCACAAGCAGUGGUUGCGUUUGCCAGACGUCAAUGGAUCAUUCCAGCCUCCCAGGAACGAUAUCAACUCUCCAGAUAUGUACAUUCCUUGCAUGGGGCUUGUAACAUACAUCUUGGCAUGGAACUUGCAAAAAGGUCUCAUUGGAUCUUUCGACCCCGAAAACCUCUAUUUCAAGCUUUCUUCAACCCUAGCCUACUUCGUGCUUGAUCUAGCCAUCCUUAAACUGGGUCUUUACCUCCUGGUUCCCGUUAACUCUAAGGCUACCACCCUCGUUGAGCUAACUUGCUACGUGGGAUACAAAUUCGUACCUCUAAUCUUCGCAAUGAUGCUGCCCAGUGAACACACUUGGAUCACCAUGCUAGGUAAAAUCUACCUCUUCAUUGCAUAUGGCAUUUUUCUAUUAAGGUGUGUUAAGUUCAAUCUUUUCAACGACGGUACCAACGACGUCAAUACAGUGAAGAAAUCCGUCGUCAAGAAAUGUAACUACUUCCUAUUCUUUUACGGGGUUGUGCUGCAGAGUGUUUUAAUGUGGCUCAUGGGCUAA